Messenger RNA from Microthlaspi erraticum, 261 nucleotides. NCBI's taxonomy places the organism in Eukaryota, Viridiplantae, Streptophyta, Magnoliopsida, Brassicales, Brassicaceae. The record is from the annotation of a GenBank genome assembly.
AUGUGUCCUUUAAGGCUGAUCCUCAUAUUCUUGUCGGCGACUCUCGCUGGGUUCUUCGUCCUCAAGAAGUUCAACUCUACCUCCGACGACCCUCUCGCCGACCCUCUCACCGACGCUGAUCCCGCCGAGGACUCCGACUCCGACUCCAGAUUCUCAAAGGUGGGAAUGGCAAUGAAGUCUGGAUUCUGGACAUGCGUUGACAUGGCAAGUGGCCGCUAUCUCUGGAACCAUCUCUGUUCCAAUCCCGAACGCUCUUCUUGA